This is a messenger RNA of Scomber japonicus (chub mackerel), 3381 nucleotides long. RefSeq names its product brain-enriched guanylate kinase-associated protein. The coding region runs from base 1 to 3381 and encodes 1126 amino acids. NCBI's taxonomy places the organism in Eukaryota, Metazoa, Chordata, Actinopteri, Scombriformes, Scombridae. The transcript is spliced from 7 exons. Gene Ontology annotation, cellular component: synapse. The record is from RefSeq and is a predicted model, not a curated record.
AUGGCUACUUUGCGGCGCCAACCAAGAUCCAGAGCAGCCUCAACUCGGCAGGAUCGUGGCUCCUGCUCUUCUACUGCUUCAUGCCCUGUUUUUUCUGGACAAUAUAGUGACCAAGAAGAAGACCCUCCAAUACGCCGCCAAUCUUCUCCUUUACUCAAAGGCUCUCUCUCAAAUAUACACAGCUCUAUCUGUCCAAGCCCCAAAGGUUCUCUUUCCAGCCUCCAGGGGACUGUUACCUCCCUCCAAGGAUCAUUACCAAGUCUCCAAGAAUCUCUGCCCAGCUACCAGGGCUCUUUACCCAACUUACGGGAAUCAGUCUCUCGGUUCAAGAGGCGGUCACUGGGUAGCCUGGACAACUCCAACCAUUGCCUUAGCGAGAGGAGUACCAGCCCCAGCCUACAAAGCGGCAAUGGCAGCUCUAGUGAUGAUGAUGGCAGCUGGGACACCAAUAGCUGGAGCUCAGGGGCCACUUGCCUCCUACGAACACCUGUUAAACAAGAUAGCAAUGAGACAUCAGGGGAAUCAGGUGGAAAGCCUUGCACCACUGAGCAGGCUGAACCUGAAAUCAUUUACCAAAAUCUUAUCUUUUCACACCCUGCUGCUACAACUGAAAGCAAAGCAGAUUGUGCUCCAGAGAGGACUUCCACAGCACUAAAAAAAGAUGUAGGAACCCAAAGUGUUUCCUCUUCUUGCCUGAGCAAGAAUUCUGCUACAUCCUAUCAGAAAGACAACAAGACAGAGGAGAGGCGUAAAUUCUCACAGUUUCUGAAUGAGGUGACCUGCAGGGUGCUGAAAACGAAUGGUGGUCCUCCUCAACAACAGUCCACCCUCCGACAUCGCCACGCGUCUCCUCCACCGCCACCACCAUCAACCCCCUCUCACCCACCACUAACAACCACUCUACAUUCAACACCAGCAGUCACUCCACCAUCUGCAUCAGCGACAAACAUGUGGUACAGCCCAACAAGCUCAAACCUCCAGACCAUCAAGGAGUAUGAUUCAAAGGACAUUACCAGCUCCAUCCACCAAUGGAGCAAGACAUUACCCAGCUGUAAGAUCUUGGAACCUGGGGAUGAGUUGAUGAAAGUGAAAGGGGAAAGUCACUCAUACCCAGAGCACGACCUGGAGCUAUGUACAAAGAUCCAGGCGCAGCCCUCCACUGGGAGACUUUAUCUAGAGACAGACAUUGACAGAGUGAGACGACUUGAUGAACUGGUAGCUAAUGGUACCCUGGGGAAAGAGAGGAGUGAGAAAGGACUGGAGAAGGCCGACCAGCAGCAGCAACAGCAACAGCAGCAGAGGCAACGACUAUACACACAUGAGAGCCAAGGCAGAGAGAAAAAUAUGAAAAAGAUAUAUAUUGGCAAAACUGCCCUCAAAACCCAGAGAAAUGGUUGCAAACAUCAAAAAAGAAGCUCUUUCCACGACCACAAGGAUGACCUCCGCAAGCGCCUCUCCUACACCACCCACAAACUAGAGAUGGUGGAAACAGAGUUCGACUCCACUCGGCAGUACCUGGAGACGGAGCUGCGCCGGGCCCAGGAGGAACUGGAGAAAUUCACUGAGAAACUACGCAGGAUCCAGAGUAGCUAUGCAGCUCUUCAGAGGAUCAACCAGGAUUUGGAGGACAAGAUGCACAGGACGUCCCAGCACCAUGAAGAGGAAAAGAGAGCCCUCAGCCGGGAGAUCAUUGUCCUCAACAACCACCUGAUGGAGGCGAAGAUCACCAUCAAUAAACUCAGAGAGGACAAUGACCUGUACAGGAAAGACUGCAACCUGGCAGCCCAGCUGCUGCAGUGCUCCAAGUCUCACUACAGAGCACAUAAGAUGUCUGAGCUGCCACAGGAUUUCCAGGAACGCAUCAGUUCCCACAUGGAGAAACAUAAUCGGGGUAGUGGAGCCACCAUGGGCAUUUGUCACUCCAACUACCCUGACGCAGUGCCCACAUCCGUAAUUGCCAAGGUCUUGGAAAAGCCUGAACCAGGAAGCAGUUGCCCUGUGACACGCUCGCCCAGCCCGCUGCCGCAGGAUGGAGACUUUCUAACAGGAACAGGAAGCACUGAUCACCUGCACCGCCGCAUCGCAUACAAGACCUCUGACUUAUAUUGCAGUGACACGGCCCUCUAUUGCCCCGAACGCUGGCAAGACACAGAGCGCAGACAGAGCAUCGACCUCCAUGGCACCGGGCUGCUUCAGUUCCACGCCCAGAACUCCACUGACAGCAACCCAGAUGAGGUGGCCUACCACUCUGGAAGUUUCUCCCACCAUGAGCCCCCAUCCUCCUUCCAGCACCACGAUGACUUUGGCACUGGCAGCCUCCCAGCCUCUAGUUCUUACUCUAGCUUCAGCCUUGCAUCGGAUGAAAAGGGUGGAAUUAGUGGUGGGUGUGGGCCCACUACCAGCAGCACCUUAUCUUCUUCCCACCAAGGUCUCUAUAUGAACUGGCAAGAUGGUGGCAGUGGGGAGUAUGAGCGCAAAAGCAUGUCCUCUUAUGAUAAAGACAGCCCAAGCUUCCCCAAGUCCCAUAGCAUCCAGCACAUGGUGAUGCCCAGGAGUCCGCAGAAGGGCACCUCACCAGCGUACACAAGGACGGCUUCAUGCUUCAGUGAGCCAUACCACUCCAGUACCCCCCGCUUGGCAUCCUCUCACAGCAUGGGGUCCACAACCGUUUUAGGCCAGGCACGUGGCAGAGCUCUGGACAGCAGAAGUGACAUCCAGGUCAUUGAGGACGACUUGAACAGCCGCUGGAAACAGCUCAGCGUGGAAGACAUGAACACAUUCUCAUCUUAUCGUAACAUCACAGGGCGGGUCUCUCCGUACAGUUUCUCGGAGCGCCAUUUUGCCAUGGGCCCCUCUGGUAAGGUUAAGGGGUCUCUCUACAGCAGCUUCCAAGAAGGAGAUGACGUCUUCCACAGCCAGGUGCUGGACCAGUGUUUCGCUGUGGGUCCCCCUUCGCCUAGCUGCAGUCCCAAACAUCCUCCAGUGGAGCAUCGCAAGCAGGAGAAAACCUCUGUGCUGUACAGAGCCAAGGAAGACAGUCAGGACUCUGACUGCAGUCUGUUCCUCUCAGGGAGCUCUAAGGAGAAAGAGAGCAGUGGGGGACCGACAGUGGCGAGUAGUGCCAAGAAGGACUAUGUGAAUCUGAGUGCAGACAGCUCGGCUGAGUCCUUACACCAAAGCUCCCUAGAAGCCUCAAGUCUCCAGCACUAUCCCAGCCCCAGGCCGAGUGUGCGGCCUCGCCCGAGUUCUAGCUCUGCUCUCAGUGUUGGCCCCGCACUCCCAAAGAAGACCUCUCCAAGAUACCAAAAAUUUGGCAGCACAGGGCUGACGAGGAAGGACAGUUUGACCAAGGCACAACUAUACGGUACACUGCUGAACUGA